Messenger RNA from Juglans regia (Persian walnut), 423 nucleotides. RefSeq lists its product as uncharacterized. The transcript has a single exon. Lineage: Eukaryota; Viridiplantae; Streptophyta; Magnoliopsida; Fagales; Juglandaceae. The record is from RefSeq and is a predicted model, not a curated record. The coding region runs from base 1 to 423 and encodes 140 amino acids. Gene Ontology annotation, molecular function: nucleic acid binding; RNA-DNA hybrid ribonuclease activity.
AUGAGGAUUGGUAUCAUUAUAAGAGAUGAAGAAGGAAAGGCUUUGGUAGCUGAGUGUGAUCUAAAGAAUAAUGUGGUAAAUGCAGUUGUUGCAGAGAGUUUGGUCUUGAGGAAAGCAAGUGAAUUGUGCUCAGAACUCAAUAUUCAAGAAGCUAUCUUUGAGGGCAAUGCAAAGGAAGUUGUUGAGGCUGUUCUAAGUGAGGAAGAAGUUGUUCUUGACUAUAGUUCUAUCAUUGAAGAUGUUAAGUUUCAUUUCAGAAAUAUGACACAUUGGUUUAUUCAAUUUGUUAGUAGGAAAAAGAACACAGUAGCUCAUACUUUAGCAAAUAAAGCUUUAGAGAUAGGAGAAGAACUAGUUUGGAUAGAAGAGGUCCCGGACUUCAUUGUGGGAUGCCUUCUUGAUGAUACAAAUUGUAACACGUAA